Molecule: messenger RNA, 591 nt
Organism: Suillus plorans
Lineage: Eukaryota; Fungi; Basidiomycota; Agaricomycetes; Boletales; Suillaceae
Exons: 2
Coding region: 1-591 (196 amino acids)
Source: RefSeq, a predicted model, not a curated record
AUGGACCAUCAUCGCUGGGGAUGUGGAUUGCCAUGUCCUCGUGAAUUCUCUGACAGCGCGGGGCUCGCUCGACACCGGAGGGCUUGCCACCACUACAAGCACCGCCUAGAUCUCCAGGCGCAGAAUUUUAAACGACGUGCUCGUGAGGACCCAAAGCAUACAAAAGUGUUUAAGAGGAUGAAGCCAUCAGAUGAAACCCAAACCACGGUGCUUUCAUCCUCGAGCAGCCAUCCAGAAUCAAUACUCAACCCCACUUCCCCGAUACUUGAUCAAUCCCGCAGCAUUGCUCCCUCCCCGUCCACCAAUAAUUUGAUUGACUCCAAUCAGACUACUAGUCCAGGUUCUCCUCCCCAAGACCCCUCCGAUGUUCCAGAUUUUACAAAUCACGAUUCACGCCCAAGGCGCAUACUCAGACUUCCAUUACGAUACAGGGACGAGCUUCCACAAGCACCUUUACCUGUUGCACAGGAUCAGCCAAACUCACAUCCCACUCGUGUAAUUCUUCACGUGUUCGAUUCUAUCCGCACAUGUUUCAAUACAUUCAGUAUCGCUCGCCAAUAUCGCCAUCGCCCUUCAUACGAUCCAGAUUAG